AUGGGCGCCCUCGCGCGCCCCUCGUUAGCGCCCUCGCGCGCCCUCGCUAGCGCCCUCGUGCGCCUCUCGUUAGCGCCCUCGCGCGCCCCUCGCAGCGUCGCCCGCCCGCCGAGCCGCCCGCUCGCAGCGUCGCCCGCCCGCCCGCUGCCCGCUCGCAGCGUCGCCCGCCCGCCCGCUGCCCGCUUCGCAGCCCGCCCGCCUCGCUGCCCGCUUGCAGCGUCGCCCGCCCGCCCGCUGCCCGCUUCGCAGCCCGCCCGCUGCCCGCUCGCAGCGUCGCCCGCCCGCCCGCUGCCCGCUCGCAGCGUCGCCCGCCCGCCCGCUGCCCGCUCGCAGCGUCGCCCGCCCGCCUCGCUGCCCGCUUGCAGCGUCGCCCGCCCGCCCGCUGCCCGCUUGCAGCGUCGCCCGCCCGCCCGCUGCCCGCUUCGCAGCCCGCCCGCCGCGCUGCCCGCUCGCCGCGUCGCCCGCCCGCCCCGCUGCCCGCUUCGCAGCCCGCCCGCCGCACUUCCCGCCUGCAGCGCCGCCUGCCCACCGCGCUGCCCGCUUCGUAGCCCGCCCCCCGCACUGCCCGCUCGCCGCGUCGCCCGCCCGCCGCGCUUCCCGCCGAGCUACCUACCUGCAGCGCUGUGGCAGCUUCCUCUACUCAGUCGCACUGUCGCUAUGGCUUCCAUCCGCGUGCUGUCGUUCGAUGCUGAGGGCCGCCCUGUGAAGUUCGCCACUUGGCUGGAUGACCUGCAGCUGUUCCUUCUGAGCGAUAGCAAGGAGCAUGUGUCGCUCUAUGAUUACGCGUCUGGUGCUGCACCUGCCCCCCCUGCCACAGCUGAGCUUAGUGUUCGUUCCCACUGGCAGACUCGUGACGCAGCUGCUCGCCUAGCCAUUCGCAGUCACCUCCCGCUAGCUGAGCUCGAGCAUUUUGGCGACUGCAAAUCCGCUAAGGCCCUGUACGAUGCUGUCGUUGCUCGCUACUCCUCGCCUGCCACAGCCGAGCUUAGCCGCCUCAUGCUGCCGUACCUGUUCCCUGAGCUGUCCACCUUUGCUACAGUCGCCGAUCUUAUCACCCACCUUCGCACUAGUGAUGCUCGCCUGCGUGCCGCCCUUCCCACCGAGUUCUGCGCUAAGAAUCCCCCUCCCCUGUACUGGACACUCCACUUCAUAGUCACCCGUCUCCCUGACACCCUCAGCUCAGUUCGAGACCACUUCCUUGCUCGCUGUCCCACUGAGCUCACAGUCGCCCUCCUAGAGGAGCAGCUGCUAGCGGCCGAAAAGAGCAUUGUAGCUGUCGGUGCUGCUCGUGGCGCUCCUCGCACCCCCAUCUUUGAGGGGUGUUCUCCCUCUCCCCUCGCUCCCUCCUACGCUACUGCUGCUGCUGUUGACUUCCUUGGUGCUGAGUCUGCUGGCGCUGCUUCUGCUCCUGGUGGGAGGCGCCGCACCGGCAAGGGCAAGGGGGGCAAGGGUGGCGGGGGUGGCGCUGGGGGGGGAGGAGGUGGGGGAGGUGGGGGGGGAGGCGGUGCUGGAGGGAGCGGUGGCGGGAGUGCUGGUGGGAGUGGGGUCGGCAGCGGAGGCGGGGGCGGCGGAGGGAGCGGUGGCGGUGGUGGCGGCGGCGGCGGUGGCGGCGGCGGCGGCGGCGGUGGCGGCGGCGGCGGCGGUGGCGGUCGGAGCGGAGGUAGUGGUGGUGGCGGAGGUCGGAGUGGAGGCACUGGCUCGGGCCAGAGCUCCCAGCAGCAGCAGCGUCCCCAGACGACCCAGCAGCUUCGUGAGUGGCUUGCUCAGCGUGGGACGUCGGGGGGCAAUGGCCGCUGUUCCUAUGUCAUUCGCACAGGUGACCGCAAGGGACAGACGUGUGGGAGGUUCCACACCCCGUACCGCUGCUUCUCCCGCCUUGACGACGCUUGGCGUGAGGAGAUGGGCGAGGAUGUUGAGCGCCCCCGCUGGGCUGAGCUCAUGAGGGCUGGUGUUGAUAUCUUUGCUCUUGACUAUGAUGCUAUUAUUGCUGCCAUGUAUGCAUUGACUGUUAGUGCCGAGGGAGACUGUUACUUGUGUGUGCCGCCUGACCCAGGUAUAGAGCCUGCUGCCCUGGGUACUAGUGAGUCUGCUCUCUCUGGUAUGGUGCCCCCUGUACUUGCUCCCCCCAGUGCUGUCCCGGCUGGUUUCGAGUCUGCUCUCUCAGGUACAGCACCCACAGAGACUGCUCUCUCAGGUACCGCACCGGCUGAGGCCUGUCACACCUUCACCCUUGACUCAGGUGCUUCCCGCUGUUUCUUUCGUGACAGUACUGAGCUCACACCGCUUCCUGCACCGGUCCCAGUCUCCUUGGCUGACCCCUCUGGGGGCCCAGUCCUUGCCCAGUCCACCACUGUGCUCCCUUGUCCGGCGGUUCCGUCUGGCUCGUUGUCUGGUUUCCACCUCCCCUCGUUCUCGACGAACCUGGUGAGCAACGCUGUCAUCCAGGAUCAGUGGGUUGACACCUUUACCCCUGGAGGACAGCGUGUGGCGAUCUGCACGUGCUCCAGGACCGGCCGUCACCUGGCUACGUUUACCCGUCGGCCGGGGUCGAGUCUCUACACACUGACCACUGCGUCUCCUCAGGUCGCUGCUGUCGGUCAGGUGUCCGCGUCAGGUCUGGUGGCCCACGCCUGUGAGUGUCGUUCCCUGUCGCACCAGACUCUUCUCUGGCACCACCGCCUGGGUCACCCCUCCUUGCCACGCCUCCGUGGCAUGCACCGUCGCCGCCUUUUGUCUCGUCUUCCCAGGUCCCUCCCUCCCCUCCCUGCCUCGCCUGCGCCGCCUUGCCUUCCUUGCGUCGAGGGGCGGCAGCGCGCCGCUCCUCACUCCUCCUCGUUCCCCCCGACAGAGGCUCCUCUGCAGACCCUCCACCUGGACGUGUGGGGCCCAGCCCGCGUUCGUGGCCAGGGCGGUGAGCGGUACUUUUUACUGGUUGUCGACGACUACUCGCGUUACACCACGGUCUUCCCCUUGCGCACCAAGGGUGAGGUCCCUGCUAUUCUGAUCCCUUGGAUCCGCACAGUUCGUCUCCAGCUCCGCCGCCGUUUCCGGACGGAUCUUCCUGUCCUGCGUCUGCACUCUGACAGAGGUGGUGAGUUUUCCUCCGAUCUCUUGAGGACCUUCUGUCAGGCGGAGGGCAUCGAGCAGACCUUCACGCUUCCGGACUCCCCACAGCAGAAUGGGAUUGCUGAGCGCCGCAUUGGCCUGGUCAUGGAGGUCGCUCGUACCUCCUUGGUCCACGCGGCGGCUCCCCAUUUUCUGUGGCCGUUUGCUGUCCGGUACGCCGCGCAUCAGCUCAACCUCUGGCCCCGUGUCUCCUUGCCGGAGACCUCGCCCACACUGCGUUGGACGGGGGAGGUUGGCGAUGCGUCGCGCUUCCGGGUGUGGGGUGCUCGUGCCCUUGUCCGCGAUACGUCCGCGGACAAGCUCUCCUCCCGCACACUUCCCUGUGUCUUCCUUGGCUUUGUUCCUGACGCGCCGGGCUGGCAGUUUUACCACCCCACCUCGCGCCGGGUCUUCGCCUCUCAGGACGUCACCUUUGACGAGUCGGUCCCUUUUUACCGUCUCUUCCCCUACCGCACUGCCCCCCUCCCUCCCCCGCCGCUUUUCCUUGCUCCUGGUCCCCCUCCGGUAGACCCCCUUCCCCCUCAGGGUCCUGCUCCUUCAGGUGUCUCUCAGGUAGACCCUCCUCCCGUCGCUGAGCCUGUCGAGGUCACAGGUGACUCAGGUGCUGCUGCAGGUGGUGCUGCUGGGAGUGCUGAGCCUGGGGGUGCUGAGCCUGCGGGUGCUGGGCCUGGGAGUGCUGGGACUGCGGGUGCUGGAGCUGAGGGUACUGUGCCUGGGAGUUCGGCGCCUGGGGGUGCUGAGCCUGGGGGUGCUGCGACUGGGGGUGCUGAGCCUGCGUGUGCGGAGUCUGGGGGUGCUGCGCCUGCGGGUACUGAGCCUGGGGGUGCUGCUACUGAGCCUACGGAGCCUCGGGUUGCUGCGUCUGGGGGUGCUCCGGUUCGGGGUGCUGAGCAGUCUCUCACACCGCAGCAGCUUCGUGACUGGUACGUCCGGCGCUUUCGCCGUCCUAGUGGCUCGGCUGGAGUUGGGGGUGCUGGAGCUGCUCGUCCUGGGGGUGCUCGUACUGGGGGUACUGGAGCUGCCGGGACUGGUUGUUCUGGGAGCACUACGACUGGAGCUGCUGGAGCUGGGGACUCUGGAGCUGGCGGUGCUAGCGGAGUUGGAGCUGCCGACUCUGGGGGUGCUCUUCCUAGCGGUGCUGCGGACCCUGGGGGUGGAGCUGCUGCUGGUGCUGAGGACUCGGACGUUGGAGCUGCUGCUGGAGCUGAGGACCCGAGCGGUGGCGCUGCUGCUGGUGCUGGGGACCCGGACGCUGGAGCUCCUGCUGGUACUGAGGACCCGGCCGCUGGAGUCUCUUCUGCUUCUGGAGACGCUGCGCGGCCGCGGCCGUACUUCGUACCGCUCCUUCAGCAGGUUCUUGGGCAGGCUCCUCCUCCUUGUCCUCCUCCCUCCGUAGACUGUCCUCCGCCUGUCCAGCCGCAGUCACAGUUACCGCCUACCUCGCCUCUCCCUGCUCCCUCUCCUUACACUGGUCCCACAGGAGGUCUUACAGAGCAUCGUGAGCCUGAGUCUCGUCCUGCGUCGCCUGUUCGUCGUGCUCGCACUGGUCGUCGUGUCCGUCGUGAGCGUCCUCCUCCUGUCCCAGGCACUCACUACAUGACUCUGCGUCCAUCUACUGCUCCUCAGCGUGUCCCUCUACCGUCUCCUCCCGCGUCUUCUUUGCCUGCCGUUCCGGACCCUGAGUCUGACCGGUAUCGUGCUGAGCACCCUACUGUCACGCGUCUCCUAGCUACUGUUGUCACUGACCCUACCUUUGAGUCCUCGGCUGCGUCUGCUCUGGUCGCUGAGUUGGUUGACUUUGCUGCUGCCUGUCGUCUAGACUACGCUGCUCGCCUUGUUGCUGAGUCUGAGUCUGCGUCUGUCUGUCCUCCGUCCGUCGGGGGUGAGUGUGCUCUUGGCACGGACGUCCUUGAGGACAGGCAGGAGGACUUUGACUCUCUCGCGGCUGCUGUACCUCAUCUCGUGGCCUGGUUGCUUGCCCCUGAGGGAGACCCGGAUGCACUAGACAUCCCCACUCCGCGCACUUACGCAGAGGCGAUCUCGGGUCCCUACUCCUCUCAGUGGCAGACAGCCAUGGACGCAGAGAUGGCAUCCUGGAAGUCCACAGGCACCUACGUCGACGAGGUUCCCCCUCCUGGGGCGAACAUCGUCGAUGGCAUGUGGAUUUUCAGGGUGAAGCGGCCGCCAGGUUCUCCGCCUGUCUUCAAGGCUCGUUACGUUGCUAGAGGCUUCAGUCAGCGUCAGGGGGUCGACUUCUUCCAGACCUUCUCCCCCACCCCGAAGAUGACCACUCUUCGGGUUCUGCUGCACGUUGCUGCUCAGCGUGACUACGAGCUUCACUCUCUUGACUUCAGCACAGCGUUCCUGCAGGGCAGCCUGCACGAGGAGAUCUGGCUGCGCCGCCCACCUGGCUUUACUGGGUCGUUUCCGCCUGGUACCCAGUGGAGCCUCCGCCGGCCAGUCUACGGUCUCCGCCAGGCGCCACGUGAGUGGCACGACACACUGAGGACUACACUUGCGGCUCUUGGGUUCGCGCCGUCUACUGCUGACCCGUCGCUGUUUCUGCGCACAGACACGUCGCUGCCGCCGUUCUACAUUCUCGUGUACGUCGACGACUUGGUCUUUGCUACUGCUGACACUAAGGCACUCGCUCGUGUGAAGUCGGAGCUGCAGAAGAGACACACCUGCACUGACCUGGGUGAACUGCGUAGCUACCUUGGCUUGCAGAUCACCCGGGACAGAGCUCGCCGCACCAUCACCCUGACUCAGUCACACAUGGUGCAGCAGGUCCUUCAGCGCUUCGGCUUCCAGUUCUCCUCACCACAGGCCACACCUCUGGCUACCAGCCACUCGCUCUCAGCUCCACCUUCGGACGAGUCCGUAGAGCCGAGUGGCCCGUACCCAGAGCUUGUAGGCUGCCUCAUGUACCUGAUGACUUGCACGCGACCUGACCUCGCAUACCCUCUUAGCAUCCUUGCUCGUUACGUUGCGCCUGGGAGACACAGGCGAGAGCACUGGGAGGCUGCUAAGAGGGUGCUGCGUUACUUGUGCAGUACAUCAGGCAUGGGGCUGGUGCUUGGAGGACGCGACAGAGUUGUCCUCACUGGUCACUCGGACGCUUCUUGGGUGGACGACCUAGCUACGCAGCGGUCGUCACAGGGUUACACCUUCAGCCUUGGCUCUGGUUCUGUCUCGUGGCGGUCCACCCGCUCUUCUUCUGUUCUCGGCUCUAGUUAUGAGUCCUAG
This is a messenger RNA of Closterium sp. Yama58-4, 6372 nucleotides long. The record is from the annotation of a GenBank genome assembly. NCBI's taxonomy places the organism in Eukaryota, Viridiplantae, Streptophyta, Zygnematophyceae, Desmidiales, Closteriaceae.